GGCAUAGAAAUUCACAAUCUCUAACAUCGCCAGUAUUAAACGGACCUCUCAAAAAUAUUCUAAAAACUUUACAAUCAUUAUCCUCCCAGCUGGAAGAAUUAUCUAAUGUGCAAACUAACGAUCUAGAAUCAUUUCAGAUAGACCAAUUGUCUG
Racocetra persica is the source of this 153-nucleotide messenger RNA. NCBI's taxonomy places the organism in Eukaryota, Fungi, Glomeromycota, Glomeromycetes, Diversisporales, Gigasporaceae. The record is from the annotation of a GenBank genome assembly.